CGCACAGAUGCGGGUGAGACUGGCGGGGGGAGGAGGCGGAGGAGGAAAGGAAGCUACAUGCAUGAGCCCCACAGACUCUUGCAAGCCGGAUGCCCUCUGUGGAUGAAAGAUGUAUCAUGGAAUGAACCCGAGCAAUGGAGAUGGAUUUCUAGAGCAGCAGCAGCAACAGCCUCAAUCCCCCCAGAGACUCUUAGCCGUGAUUUUGUGGUUUCAGCUAGCCCUGUGCUUCGGACCUGCACAGCUCACCGGGGGGUUUGAUGAUCUUAACGUGUGUGCUGACCCAGGCAUUCCCGAGAAUGGCUUCCGGACCCCCAGCGGAGGGACUUUCUUUGAAAGUUCUGUGACCCGGUUUCACUGCCAAGAUGGAUUCAAACUGAAGGGCUCUACAAAAAGACUGUGCAUGAAGCAUCUUAAUGGGACCCUCGGCUGGAUCCCAAGUGAUAAGCCCAUCUGUGUGCAAGAAGAUUGCCGUAUCCCUCAAAUUGAAGAUGCUGAGAUUCAUAACAAGACAUACCGGCAUGGGGAUAAAUUAAUCAUCACCUGUCAUGAAGGAUUCAAGAUCCGUUACCCCGACCUCUACAACAUGGUUUCAUUAUGUCGCGAUGAUGGGACGUGGGAUAAUCUGCCCAUCUGUCAAGGCUGUCUGAGACCCUUAGCCUCUUCGAAUGGCUAUGUGAACAUCUCUGAGUUCCAGACCUCCUUCCCAGUAGGAACUGUGAUCUCUUACCACUGCUUCCCUGGAUUUAAACUAGAGGGGUCAGAGUACCUCGAGUGCUUACACAACCUUAUCUGGUCGUCCAGCCCACCCCGGUGCCUUGCUCUGGAAGUUUGUCCACUACCUCCCAUGGUGAGUCACGGAGAUUUCAUCUGCCACCCUCGGCCUUGUGAGCGGUACAACCAUGGGACCGUGGUGGAGUUCUACUGCGACCCUGGCUUCAGCCUCACCAGUGACUACAAGUACAUCACCUGUCAGUACGGAGAGUGGUUUCCUUCCUACCAAGUCUCCUGCAUCAAAUCAGAGCAAAUGUGGCCCAGCACCCAUGAGACCCUCCUGACCACGUGGAAGAUCGUGGCGUUCACAGCGACCAGUGUGCUGCUGGUACUGCUGCUUGUCAUCCUGGCCAGGAUGUUCCAGACCAAGUUCAAGGCCCACUUCCCCCCCAGAGGGCCUCCCAGGAGCUCCAGCAGUGACCCUGACUUCGUGGUGGUGGACGGCGUGCCUGUCAUGCUCCCAUCCUAUGACGAGGCCGUGAGUGGUGGCUUGAGUGCCUUAGGCCCCGGGUACCUGGCCUCCAUGGGCCAGGGCUGCCCCUUACCCGUGGACGACCAGAGCCCCCCAGCGUACCCCGGCUCAGCGGACAUGGACACAGGCCCUGAGGGGUCAGAAACCUGUGACAGCGCCUCAGGCUCCUCUGAGCUGCUCCAGAGUCUUUAUACCCCUCCCACGUGCCCAGGGGGUACCCGGCCCGCUGCUGCCAACCCUGACACCGUGGGGAGCACAGCCGGAGAGGUGGCAUCCACCAGCCCAGGCAUUGACAUCGCAGAUGAGAUCCCUCUAAUCGAAGAAGACCUUUAA
Chrysochloris asiatica (Cape golden mole) is the source of this 1576-nucleotide messenger RNA. It is a transcript of the gene SUSD4, whose product is annotated as sushi domain containing 4. The coding region runs from base 110 to 1576 and encodes 488 amino acids. The transcript has 9 exons. The record is from RefSeq and is a predicted model, not a curated record. Lineage: Eukaryota; Metazoa; Chordata; Mammalia; Afrosoricida; Chrysochloridae. Gene Ontology annotation, biological process: negative regulation of complement activation, alternative pathway; negative regulation of complement activation, classical pathway.